AUGCGCAUCCGUAUGAAUCUGUGGAUAACCGUACUAUUAACUACGUCAGCCAUCGCUGCGGUAGAUAUGACAAUAUUGUGUUUUCUGGGCUGCGUUCUUGUGUUAUUCAGGAUGCGGCACCACGGCGGGCGUACAGACUAUGAUGAUCUAUGCCAGGGACUGAAUGAAGCAGGGUUGCUAGAAGACGACGACAAAGCUGUGCUGGCUGCAGCUGUCCUUGUUCGCAAUGAGCUAGCUAUAUUAUAUCUUUGCCGUCCGCAGAUGGGAGCCUUUCGAGUCCAUAGAGGGAUACCUCGUGGCGCUUAUCCAAAGUACUAUGUGGAUCGUCACACCUUUCGGCCAAGCUCCUCGGCGCAGCUCGUCGUCGACUUCUCUGAACUCUGA
Molecule: messenger RNA, 384 nt
Organism: Suillus bovinus
Lineage: Eukaryota; Fungi; Basidiomycota; Agaricomycetes; Boletales; Suillaceae
Exons: 8
Coding region: 1-384 (127 amino acids)
Source: RefSeq, a predicted model, not a curated record